UAUUGCAGGUAAAAAAAAAAGUUAGUCCGAAAGGAUUACUUAAAUCUAAGCUAACGUUGCUUGUGUGAAGCAAUUCGCAAAGGACCAUGGGCAUGCGGAUAUUUCUUUAAUUUAAAUGAAAGGAUAUUAGAGGGCGUCAACAAAUUUAUUGACUUUCGACCUUGAAAAGGGAGGCGCGCGAAUAAUACAUCGGCAGCCAGACCUUUCAAUUAAUUGUUUCGGAGAAUCUGGCGAUUACUAAUAUUUUAGAAGGCAACUUCACGAAUCAUGCAGCAAACCAAAAGUACCGAGAUGAUGGUGUCCGACGAAAAGAACAUUACUUUCGGACGUCAAGGACCCUCGAGAGAGAGAAUCAUCACAAUUAUGAUAUUGGUUGUGGCGACGAUUAUUUUCAUCGUUGGAAUCGCUUUGAUUGCAAUUGCAGCGAACGAAAAGGGAAAAGAUGAGGGAACACCUGUUACGAAGGCCGCUUUACACAAAGUAGCGAAAUGUGAUUAUUCAGAGGAAGCGAAGCGAGUGGGACUUGGUGAAUUCCUCGAUAAAGUCAAGUCAACAUAUUAUAGACUCCAUCCCUAUGAAGUUUACGAUGAUCCCGAUGUCAGCUCCGACAGGAUCAAAAAGGAAUUCGUCGCUUAUGAUCCGACGCCCUCUGUGAUGAAAACCCGAACGGAUACUUCCUUGGCUUUGCUAAAGGAAAUCAAAGAUAAAACUAUCAACACACCUGCUUUGAAACCACGAGAAAGAAAAGUUUUGGCCCAAGUCAAGCACUAUCUUCAGCAUGUUUUCGGUAAGCCCUUUGAUGCCAAUUACUACGCAGGAGAUUGGAUGAUGGGACCCAACAAACGCUGCUGGCAGGAAAUUUGCUACAUCGGAAACACAGUCAACAACGGACUGGGGCUUCAUUUCAAACCUAGGAGUGUACCAGAUAUUGAGCUAAUAGAGGAGAAACUAAAGACUUACAACGCUAGCAUUUUGCAGUACAUCGAAAACAUGAAGGUGGGAAUACGUAGAGGAAUGGUUCGAAGUAAAGAAGCAUGCGAGGUUGGAUUCAAAGCUUUGAGAGCCAAAUACAUGAAAGUUUACCUAAACAAUGAAACAGGUAUACUACAAGAAUCGUUCGUUCAACCUCUGUUAGAUGUUGAUUACUAUAGAGGUAUCACAGAAGAGACUGAUGACCAGUGGAAGGCGAACCACAAUGGGAAGAACGUCAGUGUCUCUGUAAAAGGUUACUUGGUGAACUACUUGGGGAAACCGCUAAUUCGAUUGUUGAGAUACGUCAAGGAUGAACAUAUUCGCCACUGCGUCCCAGGUAACGUUUCCAGCGGUUGGGCCACUCUACCACUCAAGCAUAUUUGGGUUGAUGGUAAAGAGAACGCAUCAUCGUCAACAGACCGGCACCUGCCCACUGGUGAACCUCUAAAUGGAUCGCUGGCUUACACCAGCAUCUUGUCGUAUUUCACAACGAACGAUAUGACCCCGACGGAGGUUACAAAGCUCGGGAAAAAGUUGCUCGAUCUCUAUUAUCCAAUGGUUCUAGAAAUUGCAAGGAAAGUAACUGAAAAAACCAAUUACGAUACCGCGAAACAGGAGUUUAAAAAACUGAUAAAUGAUCCAUCUAAGUUUAGAUUCAACACGAAACCAAUCCCUAAGAAUGAAUCGGAUGAACAAGCAGAGGAGAAAUGCAGUAAUAUCGAGGGAGCUAAAGAGCAUUGCCCUACACGCUGGGCUGCCGUGCAGGCAUGGAUGGCUGAAAUAAGAAAGGUCAUAAGUUUACUUGCACCAAAGACUGUAACCAUGUUCCAUUUUACUGGAGAUAAGGCAACCACGCCUAUCUGUCCAAUCGACGUCCAGCCCAACUUUAAUCCAGCCGUGUCAUUCCAGAGCUAUCAUAGCAGCGACUCUAAUUGUUCAAAAAGUGCAAAAUUCAAAAUUCCAUUUUUCUCCUUGUUCCCAACGUACGAAGAAUGGAGUGUCGAUGCUCAUGAAGCCAUGCCAGGGCAUCAUUUGCAGGUACAAGGACACUUGGAGCAUUUCCUUGACAACUGUGGUGGUGCAAUUUCCUGGCUUGAUGGUCUGACCUCUUACACAGGCUUCAAAGAGGGAUGGGCUAUAUACGCUGAGUAUCCGCUGAUUGGGAGAGAUACAGACACAUACGCCGACGAGCCCAUGCAGAAAUAUGGAAUGUUGAAGUGGCUGGUGUGGCGAUCUAUCCGAUUGAUCGUGGAUCCCGGUUUGAACCAUUUUGGUAUGAAAAGAGAUGAGGUCAUCGACUAUUUCAAACACUAUGCCUGGGAUAAUUCUUCUUUCCCCCUGAGUGAGGCUGUCCGGUACGAAAGUAUUCCUGGACAGGCCACUCCUUACAUGGUUGGACAAGGGAAGAUUCUUGAGGCCAGAGAAUAUGCAGAGAAAGAACUGGGAGAUAAAUUCGAUCUGCGAGACUUUCAUUACCAGAUUCUUUCACAAGGAUCUUCACCUCUUGGUUACAUGAUGGAUCACGUGAAAGAUUAUGUGGCCUGUGUCAAAGAUCAGGCCAAAGAAGGUUGUGACGUUAUCAUGAACCCGCCAAAGAAAAGUGAAGCAAAGAAAAUAGCCAAGGCACAAGGUCGCUGGUCAAAGAUGAUUAAGCCUGUCAUAUAUUACAGAUGAGCUAUCGAUGAAUUUUUGUUUUUGUUUGAUGCGAACAUGCUUAAGCUUUCUAAACAAGUCAGUCUUCAUAUUAAGGAACGUUUUGUUCCCAAUUAUUCGAGCUAAUUGGGUAUUGAGUCGGUGGGUAUACAAACUGCUUAAAAACAGCUCAAAGUACAGUAUUCUACGCAAUUAAAUUGUCCUUUGUAAUCGAAAUUGUGGGUUGAAAUCAAUAAACAAACUGAAUUUAAAUGCAAUGUU
Molecule: messenger RNA, 2886 nt
Organism: Stylophora pistillata
Lineage: Eukaryota; Metazoa; Cnidaria; Anthozoa; Scleractinia; Pocilloporidae
Source: RefSeq, a predicted model, not a curated record